Mugil cephalus (flathead mullet) is the source of this 1049-nucleotide messenger RNA. RefSeq names its product transmembrane protein 54a (gene tmem54a). Lineage: Eukaryota; Metazoa; Chordata; Actinopteri; Mugiliformes; Mugilidae. Bases 142 to 873 code for a protein of 243 amino acids. The record is from RefSeq and is a predicted model, not a curated record. The transcript is spliced from 6 exons.
GUAAGUCCCAAACGGCGCAUGCGCGCUCACAGGUGAAGCGGCAGAGAGGAAGACGAAAAGGUGCGGUGUCAAAAAAGCUGACAAUUAUGACUUUAAUACACUUUUCCAAGUGAUAUGAUCUGAGGGGACAUACAAUCCAACAUGGUUCAUAUGGGAAUAUGCUGCGCCAGCCUCAAGGACAACAAAGCCUUGAUGAAGAUGGGGCUGGGGCUGGUGAUGGCGGGCCAUGUCAACUUUCUUCUUGCAGCACUGGUGCACGGUGCUGUGCUCAGGCACAUCAGCGUGCACAAAAGAACCCGAACUAUGGUGUAUGCCAUCGCUAAUGUCAUUGCCAUUGUGGCAGGCCUGCUGGGAAUCAUCGGUGGAAUAAUCACCAUUGUCCUGUCCAAAAACAAGAAAAACAGGAUCCUGAGAUGGACCCUGUUGGUCUUCAGCUUCCUGUCAGGUCUCUUGGCAGUUGCCUCCGCCUUGGGCUUGUCAGUGUCGUUGGUGAAAGCUCUUCUUCAUAAAGGAAAGAUCCUGCUAAAACUCUGCGCGUCUGCAGAGGAUAUCGCUUCCAUCACAUACGAAUGCUCCUUUGACCCCACCCGUAUCUAUGAAACCACAAUCAUUCUGUGGGUGCCUCUCAUUUUGAUGUCCCUUGUGGAAACAGUGUUCUCCUUCCGCGUCUUUGCUGUCUGCACUUCAUCGCUCUACCUCUGCCCGUGCAGGAAGAAACCGCUCCAGGCCAAGAGGGUUCGCAUCCAGAGAAAUGUCGAAAUCUCAGCAUCACCUCCAGCACGAGAUCCAGACAGCGACAUAGAAGCUGAGCCUGCGGAGCAGGAGGAUCUGCUGGACGACAGCACUGUAGUGGAGCAGAGCGAAUGGCUCUGAGUUGAAGACUACUCGUCUCAAAUGGACAAAACCUCAUGUCAUUGCAUGUGCAUGUGUUUUUCUUUUAAGAUUGAUUUUUAUUUGAUAAAAUAUUCAUUUUUUUUUUCUUUUUUGUUUGUUUGACAUUAUGUUUUGUAUCGAUGUUAUCUUAAAAAUACAGAAAGCUGCCACCUGUA